Messenger RNA from Brenthis ino (lesser marbled fritillary), 990 nucleotides. NCBI's taxonomy places the organism in Eukaryota, Metazoa, Arthropoda, Insecta, Lepidoptera, Nymphalidae. The record is from the annotation of a GenBank genome assembly.
AUGACGUUAGCUGAAAGAAAAAACGCUGCAACUCUCCUACAAUAUACUACAGUGACACCUUUUACUUAUCUCCUAUUCCCAAGCUCCUACAAAUGUCUUUAUUGCGAAGAAAAAAAAUUAGAACUUCAAAUCUUGCUAGAACAUUCCAGAAAUCAUGAUAUACCAAACCACAAUAAUAUUUUAAAAAAUAUUCUAAAAAAAGGCAAAAAGAAGAUCAAAGUGGACAUUUCCAAUUUGAAAUGUAGAAUUUGUGAAACUCCAUUCUCAGUUUUGGAAGAUGCUCAGAAACAUUUAAUGGAUGUCCAUAAAAAGGAUUUUACAAGUGCUGGAAGUGGUAUGAUCGCUUUCAAUUUGAAAGUCACGAACGAUGUUUUUACUUGCCAUAUUUGUUCGAAGACCUUCCAUAGUUUCUUUCUUCUCAAUAAACAUAUCAGCAUUCAUUACAGCAAUGCUGUUUGCGAAUCUUGUGGCAAAGGAUUUCUAUCUUACCAACGCCUGUUAACACACAUUCAGAGUCAUUACAACGGGACAUAUCCUUGUGUUAAAUGUAAAAAGAUCUUUCCCAGUACGUCUAAACUAAAGUACCACAGUGAUAAAGUCCAUGGAAAAUUGGGGCAAUUGAAACUAGCUAAAUGUCACAAAUGUCUGGCGCGAUUUGAACAUCACUACGAAAAGAUCAAGCACUUAAAAGAUUCUCAUGGUGUUGAAUUUACGUUUAAAUGUGAAACUUGCGCGUUAAUUUUCAAAAGGAAAACUGGGACACCUAAUAUGGAUAAAAAAACUAAUAAUAAUAAUAAUUCGUCCACUGUUCAAAGUAACAAGAAAAUUCCAAUAACUAGUUCUGCUACUAAAAAAGUAGAGUUGAAGAAAAAGUCUAAAAUGACGUCGACGGAGAUGACUUCUUCGUCAGACAGUUCAUCUGAUUCUGAUGAUGAUUCAGAAUCAUUACUUAACAUCUGGAAAACACAACUGAUUCUAUCCAGUCACCCU